CUGCUGUUAAUCUCACCAUUUUCGUGCUUUUAAUGAACAUCUUGUUUCGUUUUCGGUCAUGUAUAACGUUAGCCAAAACUAGCGACGAUCGACAAUACCCAACUGGUAACCUUGAGCAAAAUGGCGCCGAACACGGAUUAUUGUGUGGUCCCGCUCGUAUGACUCCCGGGACACUGCUCUGUGACUGGUUGGCACGAGCAACUCUUUCUUCUCGACGGUCGGGUACCGUGUGAUGGCCGUCACCAUGCCAGGCAUAGUUCCAGAAAUAGUUCAAGAGCCAGGGGGAAGAGUGAAGGGAUUGACGAUCGUCAAGCCCAUUGUGUAUGGUAAUGUUGCCCGUUACUUUGGGAAGAAGAGAGAGGAAGAUGGCCACACACAUCAAUGGACUGUUUACCUGAAGCCAUACAAGAAUGAGGACAUGUCCACUUAUGUAAAGAAGGUACACUUCAAGCUCCAUGAAAGCUAUCCAAAUCAGAACAGGGUGGUGACAAAACCGCCAUAUGAAGUGACGGAAACUGGCUGGGGUGAAUUCGAAAUUGUCAUAAAAAUAUACUUCAUGGAUACCACAGAAAGACCGGUGACCGUCUACCACAUCUUGAAGCUCUUUCAGAGUGAAACCAACAUUAUGCUUGGGAAGAAGCAACUUGUGUCAGAAUCAUACGAUGAGCUGAUAUUUUCUGAGCCCACAAUGAUGAUGCAGCAGCUGCUAACAAGCACGAGGCCACUUACGGUGGGCCCAUACAAGCAUGAAUUUGACUUCGAAGAGAAGAAGGAGAAGACACUGCACGCCAUUCUCCAGGCAAAGAACAAGAUUCGGCUUGAAGUGGCAGACCUGAAGGAACGCCUCAAAGUAGCCAGGGAGACCAUCGACAAGUACAAGUCUGAGAUCAGCAAGUUGGAGUCGCAAGCUGACGUAGAUCCUGGUGGAACAGCAGCCCCUGGUGCUGCAUCCUGACAAGCCUUCGUCAUAUAAGAGUGUGAUGUUGUUUCUUGUGAGUGCCAGUGCAUGCUAUGGACAGGGCGUGUUGGUUGGCUGGACCCACACAAGUUGCAUUGCACGGAGAGCGUCAACAUUGCAACACUGUCACAUGCUCACGUGACAGUCUCCCUUCCAAGAGGUUCAGAAGCAAAAAAGCAUUUGUGCACCCUCCUUUCAUCACUUGAAUGCUUCCAUCUUUUUCACCAUCUUUUACACCAUGAAAAGAAAAAGUCUUGCUUCAGGCAUUUAUGUGGAUGUAGUUUUGCAGUUGGGUACAUUUGAUGCCAAUAACCUUGCUUCAUAAGAGAAUAUGCAAUUAAUUUGCCCAAACAUUAUUCCAGAGGAAGUGAGCCCUGCACCUUAGGCUUUGUGUAAAUCAUUUGUGGGUAUAUUGCUGGUACAGUUGCCCAUUUUUAUGGUGAUGCCUUAACCAGGUAUCCUAAGGUAGCCACCCGGAGUCCAGUGCUUUUCUCUAGCUGCAUGAGGUACAGUAUGCCAUCAGAUAUAAGAUGUAUGCUAAAGUAUGAAAGCACAGUAUGUUGUCAGAUGUGGGCUGCAGCAAUGUUUUCGUCAGAAUUGAUAUCUGCGAAGUCUCUCGAUUAAAACUGUUUUCGGAGUGGGCUCAUGCAACUAUCUUUUGAAUGCACGAUUCUCAGCAAGAGAGAGGCUCAACCCUGCAUGUAAAGCUUUCAUCUGCUGACAUUUCAGAGCUACAGAAAUAAAUAUGGAACUGUGAUUUCCUGUCA
Messenger RNA from Dermacentor albipictus, 1725 nucleotides. It is a transcript of the gene Gas41, whose product is annotated as YEATS domain-containing protein 4 Gas41. The record is from RefSeq and is a predicted model, not a curated record. Gene Ontology annotation, biological process: regulation of DNA-templated transcription. Lineage: Eukaryota; Metazoa; Arthropoda; Arachnida; Ixodida; Ixodidae.